This is a messenger RNA of Hylaeus volcanicus, 1543 nucleotides long. It is a transcript of the gene Rab35, whose product is annotated as ras-related protein Rab-35. Gene Ontology annotation, biological process: endocytic recycling. Bases 438 to 1043 code for a protein of 201 amino acids. The record is from RefSeq and is a predicted model, not a curated record. Gene Ontology annotation, molecular function: GTP binding; GTPase activity. NCBI's taxonomy places the organism in Eukaryota, Metazoa, Arthropoda, Insecta, Hymenoptera, Colletidae. Gene Ontology annotation, cellular component: plasma membrane; endosome membrane. The transcript is spliced from 4 exons.
UAUAAAAAUAUCAAAUUACUUAUUCUAAUACUUGAACUAAUUAUUUUAUUCUUCAUAAUAGAGAAUGUUACAAAGGACAAUAGAUGAAGAAUACUAAAGUUACUCACAGUUACUCACUAUACAUGAUGAGUAACUAUAGCGAGUAACUCUGAAUGGUCUCACGAGUCUAAUGGUGGCCAUUGACAACUGAUACGCAUACAUUCAUGACUAUACGUGAUAAUGAAUUGUGAUAUCGCGGCAAAUAAACAUGGCGCCGAUUUGAUACUGGAGUCCUUUACUUCGGGCAAGCCGCGAGCCUUGUCGCAAUUUCCACAAACUCCGUUCUAUCGUCUGUCACGUCUGAUCGACGGGAAUUGGGACAAUUCACGAUACAACGGCUGUAUCGUCCAUAUUUCCAGAGAGAACGUUUGAUAAUCUGGCACGUCAUACAUGUCAAAAUGGCACGGGAAUAUGAUCAUUUAUUUAAGCUCCUAAUAAUAGGUGAUAGCGGUGUAGGUAAAAGUUCACUGCUCUUGCGAUUCGCCGACAAUACAUUCAAUGGCAGUUACAUAACGACAAUAGGAGUGGAUUUUAAAAUAAAAACAGUGGAACUAGACGGUGAGAGGGUAAAACUCCAAAUUUGGGAUACAGCCGGGCAAGAACGUUUUCGGACAAUAACUUCAACUUACUACAGGGGCACACACGGUGUUAUAGUUGUAUAUGACGUGACUAGUGGCGAUUCGUUUGCUAAUGUUAAAAGAUGGUUGCAUGAAAUCGAACAGAAUUGCGAUGUGGUCAACAGGGUACUUGUAGGAAAUAAGAACGAUUCACCCAACGAGAAAGUUGUCUUGACGGAGGAUGCGCAGAGAUUUGCCAAUCAGAUGGGAAUCCAGUUAUUCGAGACUUCUGCUAAGGACAAUAUCAAUGUUCAAGAAAUGUUUCUGGCGAUAACACGGCAGGUGUUGAAGACCAAGAAGGAAAGGAAGGAACGCCAAGCUAUACAAACCAGCGAAACAGUGAAUCUGAGGAAAAACACGAAGCAGCAUAAAAAGAAAUGUUGUUAACGGCAUUGUAUAAAUGCAUGAUCUAUUAACAAUUCUCUCAAUGACAGAAGUGAAUUAAAACAAAGGAUACGCGAUAGAAGAAACGUGUACUCAUAAACGUAAUGCUAAUGAUUCUUUUAAAACUAUUAAGUUUUAUAUUUAAAUUACAACAUCGAAUUGUGUAUUCUCCUAGAAGUAUACUUUGACGCUAGUAACAUACGAUAUACAUAGGAUGCGAAUAUCAUGAGUGUGUAGUAUUAAUUUAGCGAAAAUAAUUUUGUAAGCAACAGAUUUUGUGUUACAUGCUCUAAAAAUGUAAAGGCCUAUUUGUAUUGUACGACUUACGAAAGAAUCAGCACAAAAAGGAGAAAAAGAGAAUUAAAUUAAUUGUUUUUUAUUCGAGCUCUGCAUAACGCGACAUAAUUUAUCGAAAGUAUGGCAUUUAAAUGUAACGUAAAGUAACAUACAUUAUGCAAAGCUUCGUCCAAAUUGAGCGGAAUAAAAAUAUGAUUUAUUUAAGA